AGUUCUUUUCUUUUUUAUAUUUCUUGCAUACGAUGCAAAAUACCAAUAUAUAUUGGAGGGUUCUUCCCGAUGCAAGAUGGAUUGUGGGAUGGUUCGGGGAUACUUCCGGCGUCAGAAAUGGCAAUUGAAGACGUGAAUAACCAUCCUGAUAUACUUACUAAUUAUGAAUUACGGAUGGUGUGGAAUAACAGCAAGUGUGCACACGGACCGACAAUCAGGUCAUUAUUUCAUCAAAUUUAUUCAGAACCAACGAAGUUAAUGAUAUUAGGAGCAGGAUGUAGUUCACAGACCAGUACAAUAGCAGAAACAGUACCCCCAUGGAAUCUGGUACAAGUAUCACACGCAUCAAGUGCUCCAGGUUUGGACGAUAGAGUCAAAUAUCCAUUAUUGUUCAAAGUUCAUCCUUCAGAAAAAGUAACCAAUGUUGCCAGGGCAGCUCUAAUGCAGCAGUUUGGCUGGAAAAGAGCUGCUUUAUUAUAUACUGACGAUGGUAGUUUUAAUGCUAUAAUGGCAGAUUUACAGAAAGUGUUUGAACAAAACAACAUUACUGUCAUAGUCUCAGAUACAUUCAGUGAUGAUCCAAAACACGCCUUACAGAAUAUAAAAAGAAAAGAUGGACGCAUAAUUAUAGCUGCUGCAUUUGAAGACAACGCCAGAAAGAUAUUGUGUGAGGCACAUAAACUUGACAUGACUAGUGGUAUUUUUACAUGGAUGUUUCCUGGUUGGUAUGCAACAGAUUGGUGGAAGGUGAACGACACUUCUUGUGAUCAAGCUGAUAUCGAAAAUGCAGCUACUGGUUCCAUAGGAUUCGAAGUUUCUUCAUUUACAGACGUUGAUGCACAAACAGACACUGCAAGAGAGUUUACGGAACAUUACACUAAUCUGACGCAAAAUGGUAACUAUGCAGCACUAGAAUAUGGUCCGUAUGGGUAUGACAGUGUCUGGGUGAUCGCAUUUGCUCUGGACAAGGCAUCACAAGCAUUACUUAACAUAUCAAAAUCUUUGGAAGAUUUUACAUAUGACAGUGCUGACAUAGCUGACAUAAUCUUCAAGAGUGUUGACACGACUAAUAUAACGGGUGUGACUGGCGACAUUAAGUUCGAUAGUAAUGGAAUGAGAAUUGGCAGUACUUCUAUUCAUCAGUUGCAAGAUAGCUCUACAGUGACUAUAAUGAGGUAUGAUGAUAAUACAGGAGAAUUACAGGGAACAAGUAAUACAUUUACUUGGAAAACUGAAAGUGGAGGUCCACCAUCUGAUGGACCACUGGUCACUACAGAAUGGAAAAAGUUAAAUCAGUCGUUAUUCUAUGUGCUCUCUACAUUAGCCGUUAUCGGUGAUCUUUUUGUCAUCUUUAUAUUUAUCAUGAAUAUCAGGUUCAAAAAUCGAAAAAUAAUAAAGCUUUCCAGUCCCAACCUGAAUUACAUUAUCUGCGGAGGAAGUAUUAUUUUAUACACUGGUGUGAUAUUAAAUGGAAUGAUAACUGAUGAUCUGACAAAAGCUACAGAAGAUACAGACGUUAUCGCAUUGUCUUGCAUUAUCAAUACAUGGUUGUUUGUUGUUGGAUUCACAGCAACGAUUGGAACAGUUGUGGCAAAAGAUUGGCGAAUAUAUAGAAUACUGACCCAAGAUAAAACAUCGAAACAGACCAUAAAAGAUUGGCAUUUGAUAUGUGGUGUUAGUGUUUUGGUGCUAAUAGAUUUUAUAACUAUGACUAUAUGGACUGCUGUUGAUCCACUAGUGUACGAAAAGACAUCUCUUGACACAGAGAAAACAGGCCAAGAUGUGUUUGUAGAACCGUAUAUUUUAACAUGUUCAUCAAAAUCGUAUGCAUGGAUGGGUGUUAUUAUGGCAGUGAAAGGGCUUUUGUUGUUAUUUGGAGCUUUCAUUGCCGUAGAAACCAGGAAUAUCAAAAUGAACUUAUUAAAUGAAGCUAAGGAAAUAGCGUUGACCAUUUAUACAGUAUUGGUAUUAGCAGGGAUUGGUGUGCCUAUUAAUUUUGUGGUAGAAAAAAACAUCGAUUUUAAGUACGGAGUGACGUCAAUAUUCGUAAUACUCGGAACAACAGUGAUGUUAGCAGCAUGUUUAUUUCCAAAGGUUUAUACAGUUUGUAAAAUUUCUGUUGCUGAUGAAUCUAUCAUGGUUGCUAAUAUGAGGGCACAAACAGUGAAUGCUCCUGUUGAUAAGUCAACAGUCCUGAAAAUUCAAAUAACACAGCUUGAAAGUAAAUUGAAGAAAGUUGAAGAUGAACUGCAUUCAUAUAAAAGCAAUGGAGUAGAUGGCUAAGUGUCAAAUGUGUAGCUAAAUGAACCGAACCAAUUCAGGAAUUAUUUUAUAUCAAGGAAAAGACAAUCAUUAUUGUGUUUAUCUAUUCUUGUCAUUAAGGCAU
Messenger RNA from Mytilus trossulus (common blue mussel), 2386 nucleotides. RefSeq names its product gamma-aminobutyric acid type B receptor subunit 2-like. Gene Ontology annotation, cellular component: G protein-coupled receptor heterodimeric complex; membrane. The coding region runs from base 70 to 2283 and encodes 737 amino acids. The record is from RefSeq and is a predicted model, not a curated record. Gene Ontology annotation, biological process: G protein-coupled receptor signaling pathway; gamma-aminobutyric acid signaling pathway. NCBI's taxonomy places the organism in Eukaryota, Metazoa, Mollusca, Bivalvia, Mytilida, Mytilidae. The transcript is spliced from 16 exons. Gene Ontology annotation, molecular function: G protein-coupled GABA receptor activity.